Molecule: messenger RNA, 1212 nt
Organism: Penicillium bovifimosum
Lineage: Eukaryota; Fungi; Ascomycota; Eurotiomycetes; Eurotiales; Aspergillaceae
Exons: 1
Coding region: 1-1212 (403 amino acids)
Source: RefSeq, a predicted model, not a curated record
AUGCUAGCAGCGCUAGCAGCCGCAGCGGCCCCCACAGAAGAUGAAGACAUCCUGCGACAGACCCUGAGCGUACGCUCCAUCAUAUCCACCUCUUCAAGCUGGGCAGAGCCUAUCGACCCAGCAGUACGCCGUCAAGACAAUGCACUUGUUGUGAUCGGGCGAGGAACAUGCGGCACAGUCUUUGAGAUCCCCGAAACAGAUUCCGCAUACAAAAAGGGGAGCCAGAAACGAUCGCUAUGGACUGACGCAAAUCUGACCAACACCGCCUGCCGUGCAGUGAAAGAGAACAAGACUCGUCUCCAGGAGAUAUUCCCAACUGCCACAAUCCCCCGUGUGCCCCUAGUGACCGGAUGGCUCAGUGAGAACGAGUUGGAGAACUGGUGGCGACAGAACUUGCCACGAUUUCCCGCCGAUACUCAGCCCGGAUAUCUUUUCCAAGUCCAGCGGAUCUGGCCUCUUCCUAGGCCCGCCCGUGAAGCUCUCAUUCGCCUCUAUUUUCCGAGGAAGAUGCGUCGUUUGGCGUACAAUCACCCGGCGAACAAGGCAUGUCUUGUGCGACCGUAUCUUGGACUGCGGAGGGAACAGCGGCUUCUGCCUAGUAUGCCAUUCAGUCUUCAGAACUUUCCUCUCUAUCUCGAUCAGGUAGAGGAACUGCGGUUAGACGCUGUCCAACUUUCGGAAGAAAUGGCUAUUGGACUGGCCAUCAUCCACUGGGAGGCUUGCUUGGAUGGCAUGGACAUGGAAUUUGUACUCGGUAGGGCGACGACAGAUGGAGAACUUCCGACCGUCGUUGAGAACUUUGGGGCAGUGGAGCCUUUUAGUGUGCCUGCUGGUGAUACCAAAGGACGGCAGGUACAUCUUUGGAUGCUCGACUUUGACAAGGCUUAUCAGCUUCCCCUAAAAGAGAGCUGGAAGGACAGCUGGAGGGAGAGCUGGAGGGAGAGCUGGAAGCGCAGCUGCGAUAUGAUGGUCACUGCCGUGACGGCAAAUGACCCCUAUUUCCCGAACCCAGCAGCCACAGGAAGCCUCGAACACAAGUUAUGGGAUACGUUUAAACGAGCCUAUCUUCUUGCUUCGUCUACGAUUAUACACACACAGAAGGGGUUGCCGGAAAAUGCAGAUGAAUACCCGGCUCUAUUUUUGGAAGCAUGGAGGAAUAGAGCUACAGAACUGGCAAAAGACACAGAGGGUGUUUAUGUCAAGUUCGGGUAA